Molecule: messenger RNA, 16811 nt
Organism: Cinara cedri
Lineage: Eukaryota; Metazoa; Arthropoda; Insecta; Hemiptera; Aphididae
Source: the annotation of a GenBank genome assembly
AUGAGUAAAAUGUCUAGCCGGAAUGAUUGCGAUCUGAAAUUACUCAUGCAACUCGAUAAUUCAGCGGUAUACAAAUUUUAUAUAAUACCUAUUGAUAUACUAUAUUAAUUGCUUUUAUCUAAUUGAUUUAAAACUUUUUUUCAGCUAAUAUACUAUAUUAAGUUAUAUCAAUUAAUAUGAUUUUUGUGUCUUAAUAAUUAUUAUUAUUAUUAUUUUUUAGACAAAACCAGUGGCAUUCACCAUUCGUACAAACGUUGCAUAUGACGCUGAAAUUGAUGAUGAUGGUCCGUUAAAAGGUUACACAAUCACAUUUAAAACUCAAGAAUUUUUGCAUAUUGUGGUAUGUUUGUGUAUUAUUUUCUAGAAUACUCAAAAUAAUUAAAGAAUAUUAAAAUAGUUAUUAGAAAAAAUUUAUUAUACAUUAAAACAAUGCCAAAUGGUAUUCCUUUGCCCCUAAUUGCUGUUAAAUUAAUUGUUAUAAGCUGUAAACCCGACUGUAAAUAAAUUGGGGUUGAAUCUGGCUCUUGGGGUCAAAAAAUAAAAAAUAAUAAAGUGGAUACCUAUAGGUUCACUAUUGAUUAUAAAAUUAUAAUAAUUAUCAUAAUUAUAAUUGUAAUAAUUUACUCCCGCCGAUGGGGUAAGUGUACAAUAUAACAGUAUACAUAAUAUUAUUUACUUAUAAACAGAUAAAUUAAAUACUAAGCUACAUUAAGGGUACAUUGUUUUAAUUUAAAGGAACUAUCGAUAAAAAAAUUAAAAUUUUUUAAACCUUUACAAGAGUUCAAGGUCCCAUAUAAGAGGCUACAUAAAACAAAAUUUUUAGUGUGAAGUUUACUAUAGAAACAACGAAAAUUACAAGUAUUUACUUGUAUGUUAAAGUACAUUAUUUUUUCCAAAAAACCAGGAAUCUAUGGAAUUGUUCAAUAGUACAUAAAUAAACAAAUAUAUCAAUAAAAUGUCAUCUAGAUUGCAAAGAAUUCAUGUUACACUGACGUUCAAGUUCAGAAGAAACCAGUCAAAUUAAUUUUAUGUGCUAUCAUGCAAAAGAAACGCCGUUGCACUUUUUAAAUUUUAUCCGUAAGACUAAGUUGCAUAGGGCUCCAGAUAACUGAUACCCAAUUUUCGGGUAUGUUGUAAGUGAUUUUGAUAGCAGUAUCUGGUUUUUAAUUUGCAUUAGUCCCUAAGGUUAGAAAAAGUAUCAUAUCACAAGCACUACCAGAUAUUUAAAAAGCUUUGUGGGCAAUAUUCUUUGAUUAUAUAAGUUUACGUAAUUUCACACUGAACCAAUUUGGAUAGUGAGGCUUUCUAAAUAACGCUAGGGUAUAUGACGUCAAUGAUACCAUCAUCAUUUUUACUUUUAAGUUGAAAUAUUUACAAUAUUUCAAAUUAAAAUAUUACCUAUACAGUUAUAAGGUAUUUGUUAACCAUAUAAUUAUAGAUAUUAAUUUGUCUCUGUAAUGUGAAAGUGCAAGUUCAGAUAAGCUAUUGAGGUAUAUUAAGGAUCGUUCUUAUAAUGCUCUGUAGGGGUUCUAGAAGGUUCAACAGCGCUAAUCAGCAGUUAUUUUUUGUGAAAAUCGGUAAAAUUGUAUUGGUCAACUGAUGAUUAGCACUAAUAACUGCUUUAUACAAUACUUAUAAGUAUAUUAUCCUGAGUAUACUUUAAACAUAUAUAAAUAAUUAAUUAACAAAGUAACUUAAAAACUUAAUGUAUACAAGUUUAAGAAUAUUUUUUAUGUUCAGAACCAUUUAAACCCUAAUCAUCUUUGUCACUUUCCAUGUUUUCAGGAUAAGUAUGAUCAAAACUGGUGGAUAGGUCGUCUGGUAAAAGAAGGUUCUACUUUGGGUUUCGUACCAUCACCUACAUAUAUAGAAGUUAUGCGUCAGACAGAUCAAUCAUAUACGUCAAAAAGUACUUCCAAGAAUUCACCAUCGCAUUCGUUAGGUGGUGAUAAAUUAUAGUAUAUUAUCUAUCAGCGACUUGGUUUAAAUUAUGUCAAUUUUAUUUGCAUGUGGUUAUUUUGUGAGUACUAAGAAAAUGGUGUUUUUAAGUUAAUUAUUAUAAGUUCCAUUAUAUUUAGUGUGUAUUGACUUGGUAGCAUGGGUAUUAUCAUUUUUGUAGUUUAAAGAUUAUUGUUAUUGACGUAUUUUAGUUUUUAUCUAUUUGAUUUUAGUUUGUUUAAUUUUUUUCCAACUAGUUUUUUAUGCAGUAUUUUAAAAUUUCAAAUACUUAAAAUGUACACAAUACUUUUAUAAUUCUAUAUACUAAUGGUAGUGAAAAUAAAUGUUGUAGGAUUAUUUGAAUCAUACUUUCAGUACUUAACUUCAAAGUUGUGAAUGUUUAUUGAAAUAUUUAGUCGAAUACAAUUUUUUUUUUUUAAAUUAAAAUCCUCAAACAUUUUUCAUUUUCGAAAUUGAAUGCUAAGAAUGAGCUUAAUAAGAUGAUACAACUAGAAAUAGAAUAUAAAAUGUUUUUAAUUUGGUUACCUUAUUUGAAGCUUAGUAGUUUUAGUUGAUAUUAUAUAAUAUUUGAUAACAUUAAUUUUAAUGUUUAUUUUAUAAUAUUUUUAAUUAUUAUAGCAAAAGAUUGCCCUGCUGAAGGUGGCCGCAUCUCAGCACUAACCAUUCCCGUGGUAAAAGACAAACGAAACAUUUUUUUUAAAAAACAAAACACUGUGAUACCACCUUAUGAUAUUGUACCUUCAAUGAGACCAAUUGUGAUUAUUGGACCAUCUUUAAAAGGUUAUGAGGUCACUGAUAUGAUGCAAAAAGCAAUAUUCGAUUUUCUGAAACGUCGAUUUGAAGGAAGGUUAAUAUUAUAAAAAAUCAAUAAAAUAAAAAUAAAUGAUAGAAAAUAAAAGACAAAUUUUACUAUUGCAUAGGAUUCUAUAAUGUGAUACUGAAAUUAACAAAUAUCAUUGUUCCUUAAUAUUUUUCAGAAUUAUUAUUACUCGUGUAAUGGCAGAUAUAUCAUUGGCUAAAAAGAAUCUUUUUAAUGAUCCUUCAAAAAAAACUGUAAUUGAUUUCAAACCAGGUUCAAAAUCACGAUCAAAUAUAUUAGCUACUGCUCAACAAGAAGUUGACAGAAUUUUUGAACUCGCUAGAACUUUAAAAGUAAUUUUUUUAAAACUUAAAACAAUUUAAAUUAUGAUUAAUAUUAAUAGUUAUGGUAUGUUUUUAGCUUAUUGUUUUAGAUUGUGAUACCAUCAAUCAUCCAUCACAAUUGGCAAAUACUUCUUUGGCACCUACAUUGGUAUAUUUAAAAGUUUCACCACAAGUAAGAAGUGAUAUUUAUGAAUAUUUUAAUGAAUUAAGGAAAGAUUAAAAUAAAAUAAUAUGGAAAUGGAAUCUGUAACCUACCCUUGAGAUUUUUAGAUUUUGAGUGAUGCGAAGAAUUUAUUGGUUGUAUACUGAUGUUUAUAUUUUAAAUUUUUUUGUACUGUGUACACAAAUUCUGCCAGAAAUCUUGCAUAUAUUUUUAAGUGUUGUACCUUUUCUGAAAUCGUACUCAAUAAAAGUCAUUAUUUGUUCAAUGUAGAAUUUUAAUUUUUUUAUAAUAAUUUUAGUAUCAAAUUUUGAUAAAAAUCAUAAAUAUUAUUGUCUUGUAUAACCAAACUGCUCAAAAUUAUUUUUUUGUUAGCAAUGAUUAAUCGUUGCAUAUAAAAAUACAUUAAAUUCCUUUCUAUAUUUUACCUUUUCAAUUUCUCACCUAUAACAAAGACCAACCCUUCAUCAUGGAAAGUAUGUCCAUUUUUUUUUUAAUGAGUGUUUUCUUAUUAUUAAUUGUUGAAUGUUUUAAUAGUCUUUUAAAAUAUUUGCAAUUAUAAAUACAAUGAAUUAUUUUUUAUUUAUUUGUUUUUUGAUAAUAUUGUGAAUAUAAUUAGUAUUUUCUUUAUUUUUGUAUACCUAUUACUCGACUUCAAAAUCUCUUUUCAAGUUCUAAAUUGAAAUAAUAUCAAUGGCAUAAAUUAUAAAUAUUGGUGUUGAAAUCAUAAUAUUUUUAUUGGGUAAAUAUUCAUUUAAUCACGACAACUCAAAGUUAUGAAAAUAUAUUAUUUUUUCACAAUAUUAAAUAUUAAUACUGUGUCAAUUACAUUUUUUAUGAAAUUAAAAACAUGCUUAAGGAUUUUGUCUGUAGAGUCAAAACAUUCAAGUUGUAGCCAUGUAUAGUUUUAUGUUUCUGAAUCUAAAAAGUAUUUUUCCUUUUUUCACACUUUAUAAUAUAUUUAAAGUAUACAAUAUUAAUGCAUAAUAUAAAGCAUAUUUUAUUUUUAGGGUUUAGUAUUAGUUAUAACAAUUAGAAUUAUAUUUUAUUUUAUUUUAUCUGUGCUUGUAGAUACUUCAGCAGUUGAUUAAAUCACGUGGAAAAUCCCAAAGUCAACAUCUUAAUGUUCAACUGUUGGCAUCUGAAAAGUUGGCACAAUGUCCACCAGAAAUGUAUGACAUAAUAAUUAGCGAGAAUUAUUUGGAGGAUGCAUGUGAACAUAUAUCCCAGUUCUUAGAGUCAUAUUGGCGAGCAACACAUCCACCACAGACUCCAAGUGUAAACAAACCACACAAUUUGACAAGACCGCCUAGUGCCUCACCAAAUAAAGAUAUGUCCACUAUGUCUUUAAAGAUGAAAAAUUGUGCUAUGUCAGGUUAGUUGCAAGUCACACAUGAAAUGAAUUAUCUUACAUCAUAAUGUAUGAUUAUGUAUGAUACAAUUUUAUUAUAAUUGUAUAAACUGUAUAAAAUAUAUUAAAUACACUGUCUUAUACAUACAUACAUUGGAUUAUAAUAUAUAACUUAUAAAUUAAUGGUUAAACACCCUUUAAGAAUAAAAUGAAAUAAAAUAAAAGGAGAUAACUCAUAAUAUUAAUCAUAACUUAAAAGUUAAACAUUUGGCACACUAAAUUUGAUAUAUAAAAUAAAGUUUCUUUCUUUAUUAAUAUCUAAAUGCAAACAGCUAUAUUAGCUCUAUUAUUAUGUAAAACUUAAAUUUUAUUAUAUAUACCAGCUCUAGGCCAAAGUCUAAAGCACAAAUUAGGUUAAACUUGCCUUUUCUAUGCUUAAGCUUUUUAAGAUGUAAUUCAUUACAGCAUGUAAUUUAUUAAAUACUAUCAGUGUUUUUCUAUUAUUAUUUACUAUUAUUUUCUUAUAAAUUUUGUUUUAAUUCUUAUGACUACUUCUAUUACAAACUUUCUCUUUUUUUUUUUUUUGAUUUUGCUCAAUUGGGAAAUCAAAAAAAUUACAUUACUUAUCUAGUAUAUUGAACAACUCUGGUUUCAAAAUAAUGUGAUGAAUAUUGAUAUUAGUGCAGGUGUGUUUCGGUAUGAUUAAGUGAUUUUGAAUUGAUGUGGGAUUACUAAUAUAAGUUAAACUACAGAAUUCUGUAAAUAAAUCAGAUAUUUAUUGUAAAAAGUUGUGUACAGAUUUUAUUUUAUUAAGUUUUAUUAACGAAUAAAAUAUAGAGAUUAUAAGAGGUUAUAAGAAUAUACUAUAUAUCCAAUAUAUAAGGUUCAAUAUUUUUAGUCCAACUAUCAAUUAUGUCCCAUAUAAUUUUGUUUAUUAUUUUAAUGUCCAAUGAAUUUUAAUAUAUUAUUUUAUACAUUAUAUCUUACGAAAAUCAAAUAAAUACAAAUGACAUAUUUAUUGUAAAAUUAGUUUAUUACAUCAGCAUUUGGAUCAUUGUGCAGUUUUAAAUGAUAAGCUAUUACUCUAUACUCUAUACUUUAUAUUCUUGAAUAUGUUUUUGUAUUUUUUAAAAACUUCCAAAUAUUAUAAUGCUGAGUUACAGUAUUUUUCUUAGUUUCAAAUAGAAACCUUCUAUCUUUUCAUUAUUAAUUCACUGUUUUCGGCUUAUUACAAGUUCAUAUACAUUCCAUAUUUCUGGAGGAAAUUUAGGAGGGACAGUUAGGUUUCCUACCAUGUGUUUAUUGUCCAUGAAUUGUUCAUUCAAUGCAAGUUACCAAAGUUAAAAACGUUUUUAUCCAAUAUCAAGUUAUUGGACAUUUCUUGCAACUCUUUUUAAUGAAAUGAAUGUUAAAGAGCUCUCAUUAGCUAAUAAUAAAUUGUUCCUAAUAGUUAGCUUAUAGUUCAAAUGAUCAUCAUAUAGCUUCAUAACUGCUAGAGUUUUAGCUGCCACUGUUAGAGCUCUUCAGAUUCCACAGUUCGGAAACAUUUCCUCCCAAUCCGUAGCUUUCAAUCUCUAUAGGUCUUUGCUGUAUGCUAUCUAUCCACCAUUUCUUUAAUCUCUUUCUUGGUUUCCUCCUUUCUGGUUGCCAUUCAUUAGUUGCUCUAGCUUUGUUUGUUACAUCUCUUUGCUUUAUGUGUCUAAACCACUUCAAUCUUCGACUCUUCAUGUAACUAGUAAUCAUAGGUAUUUUUGUCAUUUCUCUUAUCUCUGCGUUUUAUCUUCUUCACAAACAGUUAAAUUUGUUAUCAUUUAUGGAUGACACAUAAUAAUAAUAUGUGUCACAGUUUUUUGCUUCUCCUGUAAAAUUGUAUAAAAUUGACUUACAAGGUUUUGUUGUGUAACCGACAAAAUGUUCCCAUAUCAAAUUAAUUUUUGUAAUUUUGCUAGAUUUAAAGUAUUUAUUGAUUAAUAAAGAUUACUUAUGACCUUAACAAAAAAAUACACUGACUUUAGUUAAAAAAUAAUAACAAAUCAAAAUAUUCAUAAUCUUUUGAAUAUUUUAUUUAUAAAAUAAAGAUCUCAAAAUAAAAUUAAAAUUGAUAUUGCUGAUGGCACAGUUUUAGAUAGGAAGAUUGGAUACAUAAAGUUUAUAUCUGUAUGUAAUGAUAAUUUAUUUAUGAAAAAAUAUGAUUCUGAACAAAAUUCUGUUAAAUAUGUUUUUGAAUUUUUUUAAUUUUUAAGAUUUUCGUUAAAUUAUGCUUAAUUUUUUUAACAUUUAGUUUGACUAUAAAAAAAUAAUACUUAACAAUAACUAAUAAAAAUUAAAGUAAUAUAACACCAUAGUAAAACCAAAACAUUUCUCGCUAUGUUCAGAAUCUAUAAAUAAUAUAUUGUGUAAUCAUAAUGUUCAUUUUUUGCUCUUAUAUCGAAUAGAUGUACCCUUUCCAAAAUAAUAAUAACAAAUACAACAUACUUAGGAAUGUUUUGUAUUCACACCAAACAGAUUCAAAUAACAUAUAUUUCCGUGAAAAUCUGAUAAUGUUGAAAUUUAGAUAGGUUUCUUUUUCCAAAUAACCCAUUUAAUUAUUGUAAUUUAAUAACUAAUUAUAUCAUAGUAUUUUAAAUUUUACAUUAAUUAAACCAUUAGAGCUAUGAAUAUUGGUCAUAAUGAUAUAAUUUACCAAUCAUUAAAUAUCAGUUUAUUGGUAAUCUAGAUGUUUCAAUCAAAUAUCAAUGACAUUCUAAAACCCGUAUUUUGUAUGGGUACUGCCUAGAUUUGUUGAAUUAUUACUAUAAUCUGAAUUAUAUGUAUCUAUUCUAAUUUCUCAUAUAAGUUUUAAUUUUUCUUCACUGUAUUAAUUUACUUAAUCACCUUGUAAAAAGCAAAUGUACCAUUGCCAGAAAUAAUUUACAAAGUACACAAAACAAAUUUGUACUUAAUUGAUUUUGUUUACAACCAUUCUUGAUGAUUAAUACUAAGUCUUGAUAGUCUAAACAUCUGAUUUAAUAGAUACAGUUAAAUGUUUUUUUAUAGUUGGACUUCUUAUUGUGAUUUGAAUGAUUUAUUGCUUGAUAAAGUACUAGAGAUAAUUUUCUUAAAUCACCAUUAAAAAAAAAGUUACCAAUCUGUUUUAAAUUACUAAUAAUGAUAUUUAUUAGUUUUGUACUUAUCUUAUAAAAAAAUUGUAUAGGUACGUAGUUCCUCAUAAAAUUUGUUUUUUAGAUAACCAAUCUGAAGUCUGUAAGCCACCUCCCAUGCAAAAUAAGACUGUUGAUCAUGAAUCUGAAGAUCACGACAACAUGGUUUAUGUGUCGCCGCCCACUAAAAACUCAUCUAAUCUUCCAAAACAGCAACAAUUCAACCAACCGAAUUAUAUUCAACAACAGCAGCAGCAACAGAGACGACAGCAGCAACACCAUGUGACUUUCAAGCUGCAUUAGUACUACCACAAAAACUGCGUUCUAAAUUAUUUGAAUAAAAGUUAUUAAAUUUAUAUUUUUUUUGUUAUUAAAUACUUUUAAACAGUUAUUUUGUCCUAUAUUUUAAAUAUUUAUUUUCUGUAUAGAUAUCUAGGUACCCUACAUACAGUUAUUUUUUAUUUUUGUUUUUCAACAAUAUAGUUAAAAUUUAAUUUAUUAGUCAUGCCCUAUAAUAAAUUAUUUAUAAUUAUUCAAAUAAUUUAGUUAUAACACAAGACAAAUUGCAUUUUGCUUGCAUUUUCUCAUUGAAUUUUCAAGUGUAGUUUAAUAUUUUACGCAAAAUUUGAACUUAUUAUGAGAAUGAAUUUCCAUUUAUGAUAUAUCUAUAGUAUAAAAUUUAACAUUCCAUUAGUUUGAUGUAACAAAAAAUUAAUUAUGUGUGUCAUUAAGAGAUUUAGUAAUAAUUUAAAGUAUUAAUUAGUACAAAUAUUUGAUUUAUUAAUCUAAUGAAUUUGUGAGAAAAGUACUUGAGUAAUUGAAUACUAUUUGAACAUUUAUUUUAAAAAGGUAAUUAAUAUUUAAAUAUUUAAAAUAUUUUUAGAAUAUUGCCUUUAUGUGUUCUAUAGCACAACACACAUAAUUGUCACACUAUUAGUUUAGUCAAAUUGCUGUGUACAUAGGCACCAGAAAUUAAUUAUAUAAUAAUCUGUUGAAAUCACACAUUAAUGCUGUGUAAUGUUUAGAGACUCUAUUUUUUGUAAUUGUCCAUUUAAAAAUUUUAUUUUAAAAUUUAAAUGAUAAUCUGAUGGACCGAAAAAUAGGGUCCCCCAAGUUACUGUUUGUCAUUUUUGAAAUGUUAGUAUUUAUUACAAAUAAUAUUACUGUUAAAACUAUAUUUAUUAGUUAAUCUUAUUACAUUUAUAUAAUGAAUAUUGAAUUUUAAGUUAUAAUAAUAAUAAUAAUAAUAAUCAAAAAGGCUUUAUGUAUAUCUUUGUUGGGUAUUAUUACCAUUAGUUUGAUUAUUUAUUAUGCUUUAAAAAAAUUAAUUGAAUGUAAAAUUAUUAUAUAUCUAAUUAAUUGUACAUGGAUAUUUGAAUGUGUACAAAUAUUAAAUAUAUUACAUAAUAUACUAAUUUAUAGUUAAUACUUAUGUACAUUAAAUUUAAAUUAUUUUAACCAAACCAAUAUUUGUAAAGAGACUAUUUGAAAAGUAAUUCAAAAUAAUCAUUAAUAUUUGAACUUAAAAUAUAUUAUUACUAUUCUCAGGAAAUUAAAUUAAUAUUUCUUAGUCACAAUCUCUACAAAUAUAAAUUGUAUAUGUUUGUAUGUGUUACCAUGUCAAUUAGUGUUUUUUUAAAAACAAUUUACUAGUUAUUGAUUUUGGUAAUACAAUUAAUUAGAAAAUUGUAUUUUAUAAAAUUAAUCAAAUCAUUACAACUUGUAAUUUAUUAAAAUGAUUCAGAUUAAUUUACUUUUCAAUUAUGUCACAUCAUUAUUAGCAGGUAGUAUGCUGCUCAAUGUAUUUUUUAGAUCAUAUGUUCUAUAUUUAUAAUUUUAUAUUUAUAGAACAUCCUUUAGAGUUUGAUAACAAAAAAUACAUAUUUAUCAAACUAUUAAAUGAUCUUAGAUCAUUAGAGAAACACCAUAAAUUUAUAUUAACUAUUCAAAAAAGGAUAAUUGACAAAGAUAUAGCUGAAAAAUAUUUGGGAGCAAAUAUAAAUAAAUCAAAUAGUAAAAUCAUUAUCAAAUUUGGUCUGUUAUAUAUAUUGUCUAAUGUUAUAAAUUCAUUUUUAUUCAGAUAUUUUAAUCUAUUACAAAGAUUCUCAAUCAAAAACAUCAUGGGACCAAAUAUUAAAAAAAAAAAAAGCUUCAAUUGAAUCAAAAAAUAAAAUACUAAAUGAAUUAAAUAAAACAGAUUUGAAUCUGAGGUAAAUCAAAUAUUAAUAUUUAAUUAUUGUUCUUUCUAAUUUUAAUUUUAUUAAUCUAUAUGGUCUUAAGUGUAAAUUAUACUAUUGAGUGUAGAUUUAAAAUACUGAAAACUAUUUUCAAUGCCUAUACAGACGAUAAUUUCAAUCUAUAAUCAAUUAUUGUAACAUUAUAUGUGUGUUUACGUACAUUUUAAAUAAUAUAUUUUUAAACUCAUAAGAAUGUUACAGAGUAAAAGUAAACGUGAAAUUGAGCAUAUUCAACUUAAACAUAUAAUGCUUCAAAAUGUAUUAAACUCAUCACUAGACGUACAAGGCCAAUUACUAUCACAAAAUAAAAAGGUACUGAAUAAAUAAUAAUAAUUGUCAAUACUAGAUUAUUAAAAUUAGAUAAUAUAAAAUAUGAUUUAUUUGAAUAGCUACUAAUUUAAUCAGUUAUAUUCUAUAAUACAAAUUAUAAAGAUUAAUGAUAUAAUUAUAUAGCAAUUUACAUUUGCUACAAAAUUAAUCUUUUAUUAAUAAAUUAUAAUUUAAGAAAACUUAAAUGUUAAAUAAUAUAAUGUAGAAAUAUGAUUGAUUAGGUAUAAAUUGUAAUUUUAAUUACAAUUUAUGAUUAGAUAAUAUUUAAUAUUAUAUCCUUUAGAUUUAGUAUAUUACAAUUUUUGUUUAAGAAACAUUUCUACAAAUAAUUACAUAUUUUAUUGGAUUACAUAUACUCAUACUUGAUUGUUGAACAUUUUAAAUAUAUUAUAUAAUCAGAAACUGUGUUUAUAACUUAGGUACCAAAUAUUCCUUUAAGUCCUUUAUUAAUUAAUCCUAGAUAUUGUUUAAAUAUGUUUAAAUUAUUUAAUUUUAAACAAAUAUCUUAAUUGCCUUAUAACUUCAUAUUUGUUUUAGAUCAAUGAGUGUUUUAAUUUCCCUAAUGUAUAUAUAAUGGUUAAUUAAAAGUUUUAAAAAUGUGGGAUAUCUAUUGGUAAAAAGUAAAUCAUUUAUACCUUAUUAUUCCUAUUAAACAUAAAUUAUAUUUAAUAGGCAUAAAUAUACUUGAAAUGUUAUAUGAAAUAUACAUAUAACUAAGUGUUAAUAAAUAUACAUUAGUGAAUUCUCAUAUGUUUUAUCUUCAUAAAAAUUAUUUAUAUUGGUUACUUAUAGGUGAUGAUCUAUGAUUACAGUUCACAAUAGUAAUUAAUAUAGUUAAUUAUUUAACCCUAAUCAACUUAAAGUUCAGAUGACUGAAUAUAAGUAGAUUCAAAGUCAGUUACCUAGUGUUAAUGAUAUCUUCCUUUGAAUUUGUUCUCAUAAAUACACGACUUCUACUCAAUGGCGUUAAACUCUAUGUUAAGGUUAGACCUUGACCCGACUUCUUUAAAAAAAAAAACACUCUUUUUUGGGCCAAAGUUACCAAAUGAAAACCUCAUUCCAAAAAUAAAAAUGUAUGCUAACUAUAAUUUUGGUUAUCAUUGAAUUGUGUUUAAUUAUUGGGUCUUGAAAUAUAUUUCGCUCUACUACGUUUUUAGGACUUCGACUCCCACUGCUUUUACUAUUAUGAUAAUAAUUUGAAUAUAUUUGAAUUUCAGAUAGUUUCGAUAUUUUCACAAAUGAAAUCUGUGGAAGUUAAAUUACAAAACAGAAAUACAGUUUUAAAAUCAAUUUUAAAAGAUAUAAGUAAAAGUGUUACAAAUGUUUCAAAGGAGCUUUUAUUAGAAUCAAUUGAUAGUUCUAAAAAGUUGGUAUCUACCUAUAAUUAUUUUAAAAUGCAUAUCUAAUCGAAAAUAUUUAUAAAUAUAAUUUAAAUCUUUAAUUUAGAGAAUAUAAUAUGAAUAAAAAGUUUCUUAAAGACGCUGUGAGCUCCGAGUCUAGUUUAUUAAAUUUGUAUAAUGAACUCAGAAAUACAAUUGAUCUGUUUAAUCAUACGGAUGUAUUAAAACAUUUAAAACCAUUACAAAUAUUUCCCCAAAACAAGUAAUUGUUACUACAUUUUCAAAGUUAUAAUUUUAGACUUAAUUUUAAUUAGAAAACUUAUCUAAAUUUAAUGAUUUUUGUCAAGAUAUUUUAAUUAAAAACUGAUGUCUAAAAUUUUAUUACACCUGUUAUAUAAAUGGUUAUUUUAUCAUUUUGAAUUCCAGAAAUUUAUUUGAAAUUAAUUGGUCUGAGUUUCUAAUGAAUUACAAUUUUUCAAAAGAAAACUAUAUUGUCAACAUGCAACAGGUAAUAAUUUGUAAAUUGUUAGAAGUAUAAUGAUUAAUAUUUAAUUGAUACAUUAUAAAAAUAAACAAAAACAAUUUGUUUUGAAAUAAUAACUAUAAAAAAAAAAUUAUUUUAUAUUUUUUUAUUCCCUAUUUAUUUAAAUUGUUUAAUAAUAAUUAACGAAAUACCUCAUAAGAAAACAACAAAUUUGAAGCACCUCACUAAACCUACUUAUAAUAAGAACGAAAUGUUUGUUUUUGAGAAAUAAAGUUAGUACCUAUUAUUAUUGUAUGUUAUGUGUGUUACAAGUGUACAUAUCUAAAUUUCACAAAUAAAUUAAUAAUCAAUAUUUGAAUUUAAGUAUACUAUGCUAAACGCAAAUAGAAAAUAUCAAAACUGUUUUGAAACAUGUAGCUAUGGCAUAUUACUCUACCUAUUAAACACGAUAAUUCAAUUUAUAAUGAACUUCUAUUGACAUAACAUAAAACAAUUUUUAAACCUACAGUAUUACAGCUAGUGUAUAGUAUUCAAUAAUAUUAUUUAAUACUGAGUGAUUUAGUAAUAGUGGCAAAAACUCUUGGAGAGUAUUAGAGAUAGGCAGAAGAAGAAUUUAUUCAAAAAAAUAAUUUAAUUCAUAAUAAUUAUAGUUUUUGUAUACAGUGGAUUUCGCUUAAUGUGGGCACGUUGGGAUAAGUUACAUUUACCCACAUUAAGCACUUGCUCAUUUUAGUCGAAAGUUGUAUCAUUAAACAUUAGAACGGGACCAGACCACUAUGUCCAUAUUAGAUGGCUGUCUUUAACUGGUGACCACAUUAAGCGGAAUCUACUGUACUUAUAUUCGCCAACCUUUAUAGUAUAUACUUAUUAAAAAAUAUAAUUCUGAUUCAUGCGCAUAAAUAUAUUUUAUAAACAAAAUCUGUAUACAUUUUUUUUUUUAUUAGUGUUUGCAUUAAUUUACUUUAGAUGUCUGAUAUUGUGACCACAGUCAGUACUUCAUUGACCAAUCUAAAUGGUAUGGAGAGUGAAUUUGAUGAAAGUAAGAUUUACAAAUAAUAUUAAAACAUGUACUUUUAGUAAGUUAUAGUUGAUCUAAAAAGGAAUUAUGUUUGCUAGUAGAUUAAAGAUGAAAUUGUUUUCUGGUUCUACCAUAGCAGUCAGAAACAUUAAGUAGUUGAAUUAUUUUAAGUAAAAGUGGCUAACAACUGUUAAUUUAAAAUUAGGUAUUUACCUAAUUUUUAGGUAUUAAAAUUAACCUAUCAAAUUGUAUUAGUUUUAUAUUUAUAAAUAGUUAUAUAUGUUUAAUAUUCAGACUUUCACAGUAAAUAAACUAAAUUAUUACUUAUGGGUUAAUCAUAUGAAGAAAUUUUCUAGAUCUAAAGAAUACUAUACAGUAUAUUGACAAUGUACGAAGUAAACGUGAUUUACAUACACAAAUUUUCAAAAAUUUAGACAAUGAAUUGGACGAAUUAAAAAAUGAAGUUGAAUGUAUUGAAAAUAUUAGGUAAGUAUAAUGUAUAUUAUGUGGUGUAAUAGACGAGUAAUAUUUAGGUUCCACCAGUUACUUCUUUGUUCAUUUGUAUUUUAAUUUUUUACCUCAUUAUUAUACCUUCUUGUACAAAAAUUAAAUUACAAAUAAUAGUGUAUUUUUCUUUUUCUAAGAAAAUUUGUUUUAAUUUGGUUAAAAAAAAACAAAAAAGAUAAAUACCUAGGCACCUAUAUAUUUAAAUAUUUUAUUUUUAUCAAUUUUGAUAUUUUGCCCUAAGACAGUGAGCAGAAAAAAUAUAAUUUGAAUUUUCAACAAAUUGUACUAAUACCAUAGAUAGUUUUACAUUUUAGCCAAAAAUUUAAUAAUUACUGGCUACUAAAAAGUGAAAAAUACAAACAUCUAAGUAGUUUUAUAUUUAAGAAUAUUCUUAAGUGUUAAACAUUAUAAUUAUACAAAAACUAUUAUUUUUGUUUGGAAAAUUAAAGUUUAUUUUCCUUUUUCUCUACGAUUUGUAGACAUUUAGAUGAUAUAAUACAGAAGUCUAACACUCAAUUAACUUCAAUAACUAAAAAGAAAGCAAAGGUAAAUGAUGAUUUACAGCAUUCUGAUUUGUUAUUUAAUCGAAUCAUCCAAAAGUAUACAAAUCAACUGAAUAAUGCACACCAAACAUUUUUAUUUGAGGACAAAUUAUGGAACAAACCAGUAAAAAUAAAAACCAUAAUAAUUAUAUUAGAUUAUUAUUAGAUACACUAUGCUAAAAUAAUGUUUUUUUAUUUUAUUUAUUAAGAAUUUCUUAUUGAGUUUAUUUACAAGUUCUUGAUAAUAUUUAUUAUUAAAAUUUUAUUAUUUAUUACUACCUAUCCAAUAUUCCAAUAACCUGUUAUUUGAAUACCUAGUUGAUAACUCAACCCCGCUUUUCCUAAAAUAAAUAAAUUGGUACCUACAUUAUUUUUAUUUUACAUAGGGUAAGUACAGGUGCGUAUUGAGUUUUAUUUGUGUACCGGUAAAUUAUUAAAUAGGACCCACAUUUAAACAUAAAUCAAAAAACAUCCUUCAAGUACCAGCCUACCUAUCUAUAAGAAAUCACAAAGCUACAAAGGUAAUUUGAGAAAAUAGGAGUAGAAAAACCUGUAUAAAUCAAUGGCCUAUUUGAGAAAGGUCCCGCCAUGAAAUACGUACGCACCUGGGUAGGUAGGUAUCUAAUUAAAAUUUUUAAUUUUUAUGAUUGUUAAUUUUACAUACAAUUUAUUGCAAUGCAGCAUGCUCUGGAUCUAUUAUUAUUUAUUAUCUACCUUACUGAUUGUCAAUUUAUUCUAUAAUUUAAGUAGGCAUCCAUAUUAUUACACAACCUACCUACCUUCUACAUCCAUGAUACAGGGUUUUUUUUUGCGACUUGUAUCGCUGAUAAAUUUACUAUGCAUUAUUAAAUAGCUACCUAUCUAAUAUUGUCGAAUAAUAAAUUACAGGCUGUUCCUACUUAUUAAAUGUACCUUUUAUUAUUUUUCAAUUUUAGGUGGCGGUUUUGGAUAAAGAAAUUGAAACAAUAGAGAAAAAUCAUAAUGACUUGCUAACAAAACGAAAAGAAAUAAUGAUGGAUAAAUUUAAUAAAAAAAAAUCUACAAUGGAAAUGACAAUGAAAGAAAAAUCCCAAAUUAUUAGUGGGAUACAUAAUACAAUUACAUCUUAUAAAAAUAAGAUCAAAACAUACAGUCAAUUUGAAAUUUGUUUGAAGGACAUAAAUUUGUCAUUAGAUAAUAAUAAUAACGGUGAAUAAGAAUUUUAAAUAAGUGACAAAUAGAUAAUAGUUCAUUAAUUGAAGCUUUAUUAUAAAAUACUUUUAGAUUAGGAGUGUACCUAUUCGGUUUUACUAUGAUGUGUGUUUUGUAUUUUUUUUUGUGUUUCUGUGAACAACCUUUCGAAUAGAAAACUUGUUUCGAUGUAUCAAGUUUAGCAACUUUUCUGAAAGGAAAUUUUAUCUAAUUGCUGUAUUGAGAAAGUUAUUUUUUGAUAUUCCGAGGGGUUUUUAUAAUAAUUAGGAAAACAAAUUAUCGGAUAAACGGCAAAUAUUUACAAUGCAACGCGGAGUUUCCAAUUUAAUGGUUUUUUAUUUUUACGAACUAUAUUUUAUACCAGAAAUAUUACUUCAAUGAAAAAUGCCAAUUGAGAAAUGAGAAUUUUUUUGUUGCAUUUGGAUCUAGUUGCUCACUAGGAAAGAUGUUUUUUGAUUUUCCUUUUUGAAGGACCAAAAAAUUAUUGUAUUUAUUUAUUUUAUUCUAUUAGGUAUAUUUAUUAUCAUCAAUUACAAUAUAUUAUUGAUCACCCAGAUGGAUUUACCCAGGUUGAUCCAAGGGUCAUCAAUUCAUCUCGGUGGUCACCAUGAUUGACUUAUAUUAAUUCUUAUUUAUGUUAAUUAAUAAUAAUUCUAUGGUGGUCACUGACUAUGAUGAUAGGUAGGUCCUACUGUGGUAGAUAUGUAAUAUUUCAUUAAUUUGAUAGUAUGUAUUUUAAUUUAUUAUUUUGUUUUAAUAUUUUAGAUUUAUUAUCAAGUUAUCAUGAGUUAAUAUAUAAAAAUCACGGUAAGAGUUUCGAACAGUUAAAAGCUGAAGAAAUAGAAUUCACAAGACAAAUUGUAUGUUCUGUUUUAUUUAUUUAUUUAUGCUUAUUUUCGAUUUUAAUACUAUAUGAAGUAUCUGGAGACCUGUAAUUUUUACCGAAUACUUAGAUUAUUUUUGACGUGAUCAAAUUUUUAAAAUUUUUUUAACUUGAGCGAGCUAUUUAUAGCCAUUUGAAAUUUUGAGUGUUUUUAUUUGAUUUUAUGUGGAUAAUAUUGUUUUGAUUUCUUAAAAAUAUUUGAAAAUUUGGUACGAUUCACCAUACAUUCUAAUUCUUUAUUAUUUUGUAUAACUAUAAAAGUACCUAUCAAAAAUCCUUACACGAAAUUUUUUUUUUUAAAGUUCAAAUUUGCAUAAAAAUGAAUUUUUUGUUUUUUGUAUUUCAGAAUUUGAAUAAUAUAAAAAUAAUCAAGUUAGAUAAAGAAAUAUCGUUCAUCGAAAAUGAUUCAAAAUUUACUGUAUUGAAUAUAAAGCUUCAAAUAGAAAAAUUAAAAGAUAAGCUUCUACAAAUAACCAAUGACAAUAUAAGCUUAGAAAUGGAAUUGAAUAAUAAAAAUACAAUUUAA